This is a messenger RNA of Triticum aestivum (bread wheat), 3751 nucleotides long. RefSeq names its product DNA-directed RNA polymerase III subunit 2. The transcript has 38 exons. Gene Ontology annotation, molecular function: DNA-directed RNA polymerase activity; DNA binding; ribonucleoside binding. The record is from RefSeq and is a predicted model, not a curated record. Lineage: Eukaryota; Viridiplantae; Streptophyta; Magnoliopsida; Poales; Poaceae. Gene Ontology annotation, biological process: DNA-templated transcription. Bases 120 to 3572 code for a protein of 1150 amino acids.
UCCCGCAUACGCCUGCCCCCUCUCUCUCUCCCACUUCGCUCCUCUUUCUUUCACUUCCUUCCUCUUCCCCUCCACUCUCGUCGGCGAGCACGGUAUCGGCGAACCCUAGCGGCCCCGCCAUGGACGCCGCGCCCGUUGCCAACCGCCUCAACAAGUUCCCCCUCGUCGCCGCCUCCCUCGAGACAAGAGGCCUCAUGAAGGAGCAAAUUCGUUCCUUCAACUAUUUCGUCACCAAAAAAAUGCAGAAGAUUGUGAUGGCAAAUAACCGCAUCGUAGCACCCCAAGACCCGUCCAUCUAUCUUAGAUACACUGCAGUGCAUCUCGAAAUUCCGUUUGCGUGUCCAUACUACAGCACUGAUAUUUUGACACCGCAAUUCUGCCGUCUUAAUGAUCGCACUUAUGCUGCCCCCAUAAGGGUUGAUGUUGAAUACACUACAUAUUUACGGGAUAAAACGCUGACGCUACGGGAGGAAAGUGCCACCAUUGGGUACAUGCCUAUUAUGCUCAGAAGCUGUUUUUGUGUUCUGAAUGGGAAGGAUGAAGAUGAACUAGCAAGAUAUGGCGAGUGCCCCCUUGAUCCUGGCGGCUACUUCAUUGUGAAAGGAAAUGAGAAGGUCAUUCUUAUACAAGAAGAAUUACCAAAGAAUCAUAUUAUUAUUGAGACCGAUCGUAAAGGAAGGGUGACUGCGUCGGUUAUGAGCAGUGCAGAUGGAAUAAAAAGCAAGACUCUAGUUGUCAUGGACAACAAAAAGAUCUAUCUAGAUUCGAAUCAAUUCACUAAGAUGAUUAUAAUGGUGGACGGGAAUGCAAUAGAUUCCUAUAUUGUUGUUUUGAAAGCAAUGGGAAUGGAAAGUGACCAAGAGGUUGUACAAAUGCUUGGACGAGAUCCAAGAUAUGGGGACUUACUAUUUUUAUCUAUUCAGGAAUGUGCCUCUGAGGGAAUAUAUACACAACAACAAGCUCUUCAGUACAUGGAUGGCAAGAUGAAGUAUCCACACCAAACAACUAUGAAGGUCCUACAUAAUCAUUUCCUUGCGCAUGUGCCGGUCAAGAAUGGGAACUUGCGAGCAAAGAGCAUAUACACUGGUGUAAUAUUAAGGCGCAUGAUGGAGACAGUCUUGAAUGCUGACACUUUUGAUGACAAGGAUUAUUUAGGAAAUAAGAGGCUGCAACUGUCUGGUGAACUAGUAUCCCUGCUCUUCGAGGAUCUGUUCAAAAGAAUGAAUUUGUUGGCUAUGGAUAUUAUGGGCAAAACUAUGAGCAACAAUACAAGUGAAGAUCGUGACGGAGUCCUGAAUUUUAAGCAGAUAAUAGAGAGGGUUUCUACCAUAACCUCUGGUAUGGAGUUGGCCAUUAACACAGGACAAUUUGGUAUGAGUAGAAAAGGUGUAUCACAGACGCUUUCUAGGCUAUCCUAUAUGGCAUCUUUAGGCUACAUGACACGCAUAUCACAAGAAUUAGAGAAGACCCGGAAAACAAAUGGGCCCCGUGCAAUGCACCCUAGUCAGUGGGGUAUGCUUUGCCCAUGCGAUACUCCCGAAGGAGAACUUUGUGGAUUGACAAAAAACUUAGCUUUGUUAACUCACAUUACAACAGAUCAAGAGGAUGAUGGCCCACUGACGAAGCUGUGUUAUACUUUGGGUGUGGAAGAUUUAUCAAUUUUAUCCACAGAAGAAGUUCACGCAUCAGACUCAUUUCUGAUCAUGUUCAAUGGAUCAAUACUGGGGAAACAUAGGCAACCUCAGAGAUUUGCUGAUAAUAUGAGAAAACUGCGUCGCUUAAGCUCAUCUUGGGACUUUGUAAGCAUUUUUGUAAAUCAGAAGCAGCGUUGCAUUCACAUUGCCUCUGAUGGCGGUCGCGUUUGUCGUCCACUUUUAAUCGCUGAUUUGGGAAUAUCAAGGGUCCAAGACCAUCAUAUGCAGGAACUGAGGGCUGGUCACCUCUCAUUUGACGAUUUUCUGCGUUUUGGGUUGAUUGAAUAUCUUGAUGUCAAUGAAGAGAACAAUGCAUUGAUUGCAUUGUAUGAGCAUGAGGAUCAAGAUGAUGUUCAGAGAAGCAGAAUCACACACAUUGAAAUAGAGCCCUUGACUAUAUUAGGGGUUGUGGCUGGGAUUAUUCCUUAUCCACACCAUAACCAAUCUACACGUAACACUUACCAGUGCGCAAUGGGUAAGCAAGCAAUGGGAAAUAUUGCGUAUAAUCAGUUGUCCCGGGCAGAUUCUCUACAAUAUUUAUUAGUGUACGCGCAACGUCCCCUGGUUACAACAAAAACAAUCGAGUUGGUUCAUCACUUGCCCCCUAUAGUUUACUACAUAUCUUUUCAGGUGGGAUAUGAUAAGCUUGGGGCUGGGCAGAAUGCAACUGUUGCUGUCAUGAGUGAUAGUGGAUAUGAUAUUGAAGAUGCAAUUGUAUUCAAUAAAUCAUCCCUUGAUCGAGGUUUUGGUCAUUGCAUAAGAAUGAAAAGGUACACGGUGGCAAUGCAGAAGUAUGGGAAUAAUAGGUCAGAAAAGAAUGUUAAACCAGAGAGAGAUAAAGAUGAUAUUUUGAAGAAGCAGAAUAUGCAGGUUUUGGAUAAAGAUGGGUAUGCCGAGCCAGGUCUAAUAAUCCGCGAUGGUGAUAUCUAUGUGAACAAGAAAACUCCCAAGAAUACUGCAAAAAGUCCUGGUGUUACAUCAACCGACAGGGACUAUGAAGACUCCCCAGCUAUUUACAAAGGUGAUGAUGAUGAGACAACUGUAGUUGAUCGUGUAAUACUUUCCUCAGAUAGUAAUGACAACUUGACCAUCAAGUGUAUUAUCCGUCACACUAGGAGGCCAGAGGUCGGUGACAAAUUUAGUAGCAGACAUGGACAGAAAGGUGUUUGUGGUACCAUUCUUCAGCAGGAAGACUUCUCCUUCUCUGAGAGAGGAAUAUGCCCUGAUUUAGUUAUGAAUCCCCAUGGAUUUCCAAGUGGUAUGACGGUAGGACAAAUGCUUGAACUUCUUGGCGGAAAGGCUGGUGCAUCAUGUGAGCAAUUUUAUUAUGGCAGUGCAUUUGGUGAACCAAGUGGUAAUGCUAAUAAAGUUGAAGACAUGAGCUAUACUCUUGUCAAGCAUGGCUUCAACUAUCAUGGAAAAGAUUUAUUGUACUCAGGCACUUUAGGCCACCCUCUUCAGGCAUAUAUCUUCAUGGGGCCAAUCUACUACCAGAAAUUGAAGCACAUGGUUCUUGAUAAGAUGCAUGCUCGAGCUUCUGGACCACGAGUUGCAUUGACCAGGCAACCUACUGGAGGGCGAAACAGCAAUAGAGGCCUGCGUCUUGGUGAGAUGGAGCGUGAUUGUUUAAUUGCGCAUGGUGCCAGUAUGGUGAUACUUGAACGUCUAUUACUGUCGAGUGAUCCAUAUCAAGCGCAGGUUUGCAGAAAAUGUGGUUUGUUAGGCUACUACAACCACAGACUCAAGACCUCCUUCUGUUCAUUUUGCAAAAGUGGAGAAAAUAUGCAGCAACUGAUGAUGCCCUAUGUUUGCAAGCUAUUGUUUCAGGAACUGACAGCGAUGAACGUCGUUCCAAGGUUAAAGCUAACCGAAGGAUAACUUGUAACGUGGUGCACCGAUGAUCUGGGAAGGAUAAUAGGAGCGUCUGAGGUGAAGUGAAGCCAUUCUGUUCUUGAAGCCUGAUGUGUUACGCUGGGUUGUUGUAAAAAAGAAUUUGCAUAUAUGUGAUGGGGAGUUCUUGUGUGAUAUAAAGAGGAAGUGAAAUAUGUUGUUGGUUC